CUUUCUCACAGGCAGGCAGCUGAAAUAGAGCAAUGCGUAGCGGGGUGAACCUGCCGAGGCAGCAGCGAUGAUGGGACGAGACCGGAGACCAAAUGACAGCUUGAGCUGGAAUCUAGGCUGAACCGCAUCCAGACACACACACCGGACCGGACUCUGUCGGGCUGCUUCACACUAUGUGACAGCUGCAGCUCUCCCUUCAGAGGCGCAAUAUAUUAUUUUUAAUUUAUUUAUUUUUUAAAUGUGAGAAUGGAUCCGGUGGAAUGGGUGCUAAAGUUGACCCGGUGGUGUCCUUUGGAGGUUGCGGCGCUCCGUCUCCAACUGGACUAGUAUUGUGGAAAUGCUGCCUCUCUCUGUCUCUGUGGGACGGUGAGAUCAUUUACAUCUGUAUAGGGCAGAAAUAACGGGAGCCGGUUGUGAAGGAGAUAACGGAAUUACCUCUCGGACCGAAGAACUGUGUGAGCGCACUGGAUCUCUCCAGGAUCUCACCCAAAUGAAGACACUGGAGACACCGAAGACACUGGACACCUUCCAGUCAAUUGUUUUAUAGGUAGACUUCUUUUUGCAUGUUGUUUUUUGUCCCCUAGAAAUAAACCACAAUUCAUGCAAUUGCACUGCAUGAGCCGUUAAUCCGCACAUGUAUGAAAAACGUUCAGUUAAAUUGUACUUUUUAUUGUGUGGAUUAAAUGCACAAGGCUGUUCCACAUAGUGUGAGCAUUGUGAGUGUGCAAUGUGCAUUCUUUUUGAUUAUGAUUCCUGUCACCAGCUGGACAUAAAGAGCAUUAUUAGCCUUUAGAUAUAGCCGGUAAUGACAUAAAGAAUCACACAAGAGAGAGAAUAUGACGCCAAGGUGUAACAUUAGUAGUUUUUGUUAAUUAUUAAUCUCAUGAACCUUUUACGCGCACCUCUCCAAUGGAUGCAUGUUGCCAAAAGGUCAAGUCAUUUUGCGUAAAAAAGCGCAUUUAGGAGGCAAUGACUUGGAAACAUCAGUGCACGGAUGAAAGGAAACUUAUUGCACCUGCACUUGUUUGAUGGAGUUGCGUUUUACGCACCGGAAAGCAUGCGCCCUACAAAUAUGGAGAUCUUCUAGGUCUGUCUUCUUCUUCUUUUCUAAAAAGUUUUGCAUCAAAGAUGCAUGGCUUUUUUUAUGAGACAGUCUGCUACAAAUAGACAUUUUUUAAUCUGGUGAGUUUUUUUUUUUUUUGGUUGGAAAUCAUGAUGUGGAUCCACCUGAUGUGGUGAUUUUCUUGCUGUUUCCAUGCGCCUUUCUUCUCCUCCAGACCUCUGGACGUUGUUGUGGAUUGUGUUGCUCUUUAAUGCGAUGGGCUGCAUCCAGAGUAUCAGGUGUAAGCCCAAGAGUUUCCGAGACAGUGUCGUCGUCCAGGAGGUGAACACGUCCAUCGACCCAAACCCCACCAGCAUCGACGAGUCCUCCAGUGUGGUCCUGCGCUACCGGACGCCGCACUUCAGAGCUCACGCCCGGGUCCUGGUGCCACCAGUAGCCGGUAAAGAGACGUGGACCAUCGGCUGGAUUCAAGCCUGUAACCACAUGGAGUUCUACAAUACAUAUGGAAGCAAAGGGAUGUCGAGUUGGGAGCUCCCCGACCUGCGUGAGGGCAAAAUCCAGGCCAUCAGCGACUCGGAUGGGGUGAACUACCCGUGGUACGGCAACACCACGGAGACAUGCACUGUGGUAGGCCCCACCAAGAAGGACAGCAAGUUCACUGUUAGUAUGAAUGACAAUUUCUACCCCAGCGUGACCUGGGGUGUGCCCGUCAGCGACAGCAACGUGCCUCAGCUUAGCAGCAUCCGCCGAGACCAGAGCUUUACGACCUGGCUUGUGGCCAUCAACCAGGCCACCUCAGAGACACUCGUCCUGCAGACAAUCCGCUGGAGGAUGCGGCUUCACAUCCACGUGGACCCGGAGAAACCUCUGGGUCACAGGGCCGUUCUGAACGAGCCCGUGUCCCAGGAUCAGCCCCAGAUCCUGGGCAAGAACGAGUCCAUCCCCUCUAACGCCACGGUCAAGCCCAACGCCAACGAUGCCCAGGUGCUGAUGUGGCGGCCAAAGAACGGUGACCCCGUGGUGGUCAUCCCACCCAAAUACUGACCUGUUUCACUGACCAGACUGGCCUUGGAUACCUUAACAGUAUCAUCUCUUAUUUCUUUUGUUCCUGCUCAUCACCAGCUCUCACCGCUUUAACCCUUUCCCUCUUUUUUUUGCCUCUAUAUUCUUCUCUCUUAUGUUUAAAAAAAAAAAAAAAGACAGAGAGAAAAACAGGCAAA
Molecule: messenger RNA, 2283 nt
Organism: Sebastes umbrosus (honeycomb rockfish)
Lineage: Eukaryota; Metazoa; Chordata; Actinopteri; Perciformes; Sebastidae
Gene: fam78ab
Product: family with sequence similarity 78 member Ab
Exons: 2
Coding region: 1256-2107 (283 amino acids)
Source: RefSeq, a predicted model, not a curated record